Molecule: messenger RNA, 664 nt
Organism: Annulohypoxylon truncatum
Lineage: Eukaryota; Fungi; Ascomycota; Sordariomycetes; Xylariales; Hypoxylaceae
Product: regulatory subunit of cyclin-dependent kinase
Exons: 4
Coding region: 105-452 (115 amino acids)
Biological process (GO): regulation of mitotic cell cycle
Cellular component (GO): cyclin-dependent protein kinase holoenzyme complex; SCF ubiquitin ligase complex
Molecular function (GO): cyclin-dependent protein serine/threonine kinase activator activity; histone binding; ubiquitin binding
Source: RefSeq, a predicted model, not a curated record
UCGCUAGAGAUUUGCGCCAAAGUCCGUCCUAAAACUACUAUACUGUAGAAAGGUCGUUAUUAUUUCGAACCCGAAAUCAGCAUUCUAUUGUACAACCAGGCACAAUGCCCCUAGACAUUGAUAUGACUCGACGCAACAAGGUGCCUCGUCCUCUUAGUGACGAUGAGCGAGCACGCCUCGAGGAGUACAUCGACUCCAUUCACUAUUCUGCCCGCUAUUCCGAUAACGAAUACGAAUACCGACACGUCCAGCUCCCGAAGGCCAUGCUCAAGGCCAUUCCCAAAGACUACCAUGACCCGUCGAAGGGAACAUUGAAGCUGCUGUGGGAAGAUGAGUGGCGUGCGAUUGGUAUCACUCAGAGUUUGGGUUGGGAGCACUAUGAAGUCCAUGAGCCGGAGCCGCACAUUCUACUCUUUAAGCGGCCCCUUAAUUAUCAAGCACCCCAACAGUGACCGAUGAACGAACAAACCAACCCGAAAAUACAAUGACUUAUCAGCCUUUUCAGGCUUCACCAUCCUUGUAGAUUACUCUUGAUACGCCCCACUACUGCAUAGCGACGUGUGCAUUUAUUAAGGAAUAAUGCUUCGCGACGAUUUAUGGCCGUUCCUAAUCAGUACAGCUCUUUUUUUACUCAUCUGGUUUUCAGCUUGAUCCGUUGGGAGCG